Linderina pennispora is the source of this 1089-nucleotide messenger RNA. RefSeq lists its product as uncharacterized. Lineage: Eukaryota; Fungi; Kickxellomycota; Kickxellomycetes; Kickxellales; Kickxellaceae. The annotation marks the transcript as partial. The record is from RefSeq and is a predicted model, not a curated record. The transcript has 2 exons.
CGGCACUUGAUUGUCGCUGGUCUCGUAAUUCUCGCCCUAUAUCUUGUCCAUAACACCGUACAAGAUGCAGUGAAGUUCCGUGCUGAGGCUGAGCAGCGUCUCCACACCGCCCACACCAAGCCUGCACCAGGGGAGCUCGGCGGCGAGAUGCCCAAGGACCAGCCGGCGCCAGCAACAGGCCGCAAACUCGGCUUCGAGCACAUCUACAUCCGCAAAAAGACAAUGGCCCGGCUAAUGCGCUACAUGGACAUUGAUUUUGAGUUCUUCCGCGCAACAAACAAGACCGAAAUCGACCACCCGGAGCGGCGGGUUUUUGGCCCUGGUGACGAAAAGUGGCCGCAGGUGCCGCCACAGCACCACAUCCGGUCGUUGGAGCUGGCGUGCAUGCGCAGUCAUAUGAAUGCCCUGAACGAUGCCGUCAUCCACAACUACAAGACUGCGCUAUUGCUUGAAGACGACAUUGACAUGGAAUCCGAUAUUAAGCAGCGCCUGGGCGAGCUGCUGCCAGCCAUGCCUGGCAAGUGGGAUGUGCUGUAUAUUGGCCAUUGCACAAGGGAGGCGUUUGACAAGACCGAGUAUCAUCCGCAUUUGUUCCGUGCCCGCCGGCCGUCGUGUACUCACGCAUAUGCAGUCACCUUUGAGGGUGCAAAGCGUCUGCUGACGCUGCUCCAAGAGCAGUGGCCGAACCCCAAAGGCCCGUACGAUGUUACGCUGAUUGAUCUUAUCAGGGGGAAGAAAAUCGAGGCACUCAGUGUCGAACCACCCUAUAUCAUUCAGGUCCGCGAUAAUGUCGCCCCAGGUGAUGUCGCACCUGACACGAAGAUCCCGAAGCAGUGGCUCGACCACUCAGCACUAUACGAGCUUGGACUGCGCCCGUACGUUUACGAGCUCGAUUAAAAAUAGCACCCUCUGCCCCGCCGCUCGUAUUCCCAUCCCAGAGCGGAAACCCCAAUGACUGAGUCACGCCAUUACAAAUCACAAAUCUCCAGCAGCUUGUAGAGGCCGGGUUUGUUGCUAAAGGAAAGGAGCUUUAGUUGCCAUAUUUGUCUUAAAGAGUAUUUAUUGUUAAUAUUAUCUUCCACCGAUCCU